Oreochromis aureus is the source of this 1529-nucleotide messenger RNA. Its product is annotated as centromere protein F-like. Gene Ontology annotation, biological process: regulation of G2/M transition of mitotic cell cycle; metaphase chromosome alignment; mitotic cell cycle. Gene Ontology annotation, cellular component: nucleus; spindle pole; chromosome, centromeric region. Lineage: Eukaryota; Metazoa; Chordata; Actinopteri; Cichliformes; Cichlidae. Bases 94 to 1374 code for a protein of 426 amino acids. The record is from RefSeq and is a predicted model, not a curated record. The transcript is spliced from 7 exons. Gene Ontology annotation, molecular function: dynein complex binding; microtubule binding.
AAACAUGAGCUGAGUCAGGCCACAGACCGACACCAGCAGAUCGAGUCCAAGUGUUCAUCGCUUGAGCAGAAACUAAAACAAGUCACUGAGGAGAUGAGUUGUCAGAGGCACAAUGCUGAAAGCUGCAGACGGGCACUGGAGCAGAAACUAAAGGACCAAGAGAGAGACAGUCAGAAGGAACUUGCCCAGCUGCAGAGUUCCCAUCAUGCUUUGGAUCAACAGCUAAACCAGACCAGAACCAAGCUGACCCAAGAGAUCCAACAGGCCAAAAAAGACCACAACAUACUGCAGGCGGACAUGGAGAAGGUCUCAGAGUUAACAUCACAUGCAGCUCGUCUGACUAAAGACAAAGACUCUGCCCUGAGCAAGAUGAGUCUUUGGAUGAAGACCUGCAAACAGCUGGAGCAGGAGAAGGAAAUGAUGUUAAACGGCUCAGGGGCAGGGAAGAGCAGUGAGGAGGGGCAGACUGAGCUGACCCAGCUGAGGAAGGAGGCAGAGAAACUAAAGAAAGAAGUGGAAGACCUGAAGUCAGCCUUGGAGCAGAAAAUGUCGGAGGCUGAAGAAAGACUGAUGGAGUCUCAAGAAAAAGACCAAGAGGUGAACAAACUUAGCGCUGCACUUGAUGGAAAGAGAAAGGAAUUAGAGGAGACGGUUAAAGAGCUGGAGGAGAUGAAGACUGAGUUGGAAGAAGUGAACAAACUUCUGGAGGAGAAAAGCAAAGAGGCAGAUGAGAGCAUGGAGAAAUACUGCAGCCUGAUGCUUGAGGUUCACAAACUGGAAAAGACCAACGAGGCACUGAAAACCCGACUGGAGCUGAUUGGUGCUAGCCAAAAUGCUAAUGACGGCCACUCCAGCAGCAUCGAAGGCCGCCAGCGUUCAGGGAGGAAGUCUUCCACCAGACAUCAGGAAUUAAAAAUCGACGACAAUACCGAAAACAUGGCUCCUUCGUCUACUCAGAGAUCUCCCCCGGGCUCAGGGAAACGAGGUCACCGUGAAAUCAGCAAUCGAGACGGCGCUCAGGAGGCCCUACACAAUGUGACAAAGAGGAUCAAAGCCAACGCCAUGACAACACCCAAAUCAAGACCUGAACAGGAAGAUGAAGAGUUCAGACCAGAGGGACUUCCUGAGUUGGUACAGAGAGGGUUUGCUGAUAUUCCUCUGGGGGAGGCCAGUCCUUUCAUCAUCAGGAGAACCACAGUGAGGCGCUGCAGCCCUCGACUGGCUGCCAAACAAACUGCAUCUGAUGGCAAGGGUUUGGGGCCCAUACCUCUGCAGAGUCCCUCUGCUGCUAUGGCAACGGACACUGCCAACAAGACACCAGAAAAACAACUAAGAGAACAAACACAGCAAGGAGACAACUGUCACGUUCAGUAGAUCAGCCUGGACUUGCACGCACACAGCCUUCCACUUAGAAACACACACAUGUACGUCACAAAAUGUUAACGAUCCAUGUUUGUAAAGGUACACGGAUCUUUAAAGACACGCUUAUUUUAAAAGUAUACUCCUUCCUAAAAUGCACUUUUCUUUUU